Molecule: messenger RNA, 5301 nt
Organism: Scomber japonicus (chub mackerel)
Lineage: Eukaryota; Metazoa; Chordata; Actinopteri; Scombriformes; Scombridae
Gene: ptk7b
Product: protein tyrosine kinase 7b
Exons: 20
Coding region: 398-3637 (1079 amino acids)
Biological process (GO): protein phosphorylation; synapse organization; homophilic cell-cell adhesion
Cellular component (GO): axon; plasma membrane; neuronal cell body
Molecular function (GO): protein kinase activity; axon guidance receptor activity; ATP binding
Source: RefSeq, a predicted model, not a curated record
GGCAGGAGGCAGCUACACACACCGGACUGUGAUGAACCUCUACGGCCUGAAUUCACACGGACCCUCCGACCUGUAGACCACCUGGAAGUUUAAACUCCGCUCCAAACUUUCGGCGGGGCUUCGCAGUCUCCCGUCUGACCGGCCUGUAAAGCGAAGAGAAGCGACCGUCCCACAUGCUCCUGCCUUGUUCCUGCUAGUCUCUAGUCUAAAACAACCAGGUGAGCGGGGCCGACCGGCUUCCCCAAGGGACCUGCGCAGGUAACUGUGCUGGUGGGAGGGGAAGAGCAGGAGGAGAAGUUUUACCUGUACGCGCACGGAGACGCUCCCUUUCGGCUCACGGCUCUACAGUAGCCGGAGAACAGCACCGUCCGGCGUGUCGCCGAGCAGCAGGACGGUCAUGGAUCUACCAGGAGAGAGCGAGACCCGGCGGAGGGAAGGCAGGAGAAACCCCGCCGUGACCGGCAGGAGAAGACCACCGGUGGAUACGCUGUACGCCGCCGCUAUUAUCUGCCUCCAAGUUCUGUCCAUCCAGGCCGCCACCAUCCAGUUCACCAAAGAGCCCAAGUCCCAGGAUGCCUUGCACGGCCGCAGCGCCAUGCUACGCUGCGAGGUCAGCGACCCGGGCGACAUCAGCUACGGCUGGCUUCACGACGGCCAACCUCUGGAAAACGACGACCGGCGCUUCCAGGAGGGCAGCAACCUCAAGUUCACAGCGGUGGACCGGAGGCUGGACGCGGGGAACUUCGAGUGCGUGGCCCAAAACACGGUCACGGGAGAGGCAUUCCACUCCACCAACGCCUCCUUCAAUAUCAAGUGGUUAGAAAGUGGCAGAGUGACUUUAAAGGAGCCCGCUACGGAAGGAGAGAUCGAGAGCUCAGCGCCAGUCACCCUGCGCUGUCAUAUCGAUGGACACCCACGGCCCACGUGCCAGUGGUUCAAGGACGGGACGAAGCUGACGGAGAAGAGCCAUCAGAUCAACAACAAGGAAAGGACGCUCACCUUCAAGAGCGCCAGCCCAGACGACAACGGCCUGUACUACUGCUGCGCCAAGAACGCAGCCGGCCACGUCUGCAGCAACAGCAACUUCACCCUCAACAUCAUCGAUAAGAGUUUUCCACGGCCGGUGGUCACUCCAGAGGACCAGGUGGUGCUGAGGAACGAGGAAGCCGUGUUCCACUGCCAGUUCACCGCUGUGCCGCCCCCCACGCUGGAGUGGUACCACGAAAACGAGCUGCUGGUUAACAAGUCUCGAGUGUUCCUGCUCUCCAACGGCACAGUGCUGAUCACUCAGGUCAAGCCCAGGAACACAGGAGCCUACAAGUGUGUCGGCAGGGGCGUCAGCGGGGCCGAAGUGACGCUGGAUGCCUCGCUGCUCAUAGCCGAGAUAGAAGACAUGGUGACCAAGAUGUCAAAGGUUUUCACGGCGGACACACUGCAGCGAGUACCCUGCCGCCCGCCGCGGGGCAGACCCGAGCCUGAGGUCUGGUGGGAGAGAGAGGGUCAGCGGGUGCCCACGGAGGGACGGGUGUACCAGGACGGCCUAGAUCUUGUCUUCAGUCCCACAGAGGGGGGAGAUUCAGGCACCUACACCUGCGUAGCUCAGAACAAGGCGGGCCGCAGGACGCAGGAGGUCACCUUCACCGUGGCUACUGCCCCAGAGUGGGUGACUAGGCCAAAGGACUCCCUCUUAGAAGAGGGUAAACCAGGUUACCUCCACUGUCACGCUCAGGCCAACCCCGAGCCUGAGGUCACGUGGCUCCGCAACAACAACCUGAUCACACCAGAGGACUCUCGUUUUAAGCUGUUCCCUAACGGCACCCUCAGGAUCAACAAUGUGGAGGUGUACGAUGGACAGGUGUACGGCUGCGAAGCAAAGACUGAAGCCGGCCGACUGUCUUGGCAAGCCAGAGUUACUGUGCUCGAGAAGCUUAAGUUCACCCCGACACCUCAGCCCACUCAGUGCCUGGAGCUGGAUAAUCAGAUCAUCAUACAGUGCUCUGCUACAGCCAGAGACCCCCCCUCCAUCCACUGGACCAAAGCAGACGGAGGAAAUGUGCCACCUCACGUGGAGCAGAGGAACGGCCAGCUCCACUUCACCAAAGUCACCCGCGCCGAUGCCGGCAACUACACCUGCAUCGCCUCCAACCCCCACCAGGGGGAGAUAAGAGCCUUGGUGACCCUCAUUGUGGCCGUUUACGUUCGAUUUAAGGUGGAACCGGAGAAUACAACGGUGUACCAGGGCCACACAGCCAUUCUGCACUGUCAGGCCACAGGCGACCCAGAGCCUCACAUCCACUGGAUAGUGAAAGACAGGCCGCUGGACUUCAGUAAAAACAGGAGGAUCCAGAAGAUGCCCAAUGGCUCCUUAAUAAUUACAGAUGUCACUACAGAUGACACGGGCAGAUAUACAUGUGUAGCCGGAAACAGCUGCAGCAUCAAAGACCGGGUGGCUCAGCUCUAUGUAGUGGAUAAACCAGUGCACAGUCAUGAUGAAGAUGAAGACAGGGCUCCUUACAAGAUGAUUCAAACCAUCGGCCUGUCGGUCGGAGCGGCUGUGGCUUACAUCAUUGUAGUGCUGGGCCUCAUGUUUUACUGCAAGAAGAGACGCAACGCCAAAAGACUACAGAAGGGCCAUGACGGAGAGGAGCCGGAGAUGGAGUGUCUCAAUGGAGGUGCUGUUCAACAAAAUGGCCACACCACCACCGAGAUCCAGGAAGAGGUGGCACUCACCAACAUGGGUACCAUGGCAACAACCGAGAAACGCCACAGCCACGUCAACAACGAUAAGCUACACUUUCCUCGAGCAAACCUACAAACCAUCACUACUUUAGGUAAAGGGGAGUUCGGCGAGGUGCUGCUAUCCAAAGCUAAGGGUAUCGAGGAGAGGGAGGAGGAGACGGUGGUGUUGGUGAAGAGCCUGCAGACCAGAGACGAACAGCUUCAACUCGACUUCCGCCGCGAAGCCGAAAUGUUCGCCAAGCUCAGUCACCCCAACGUCGUCCGCCUGCUGGGUCUGUGUAGAGAGGCAGAGCCGCACUACAUGAUCCUGGAGUACUACGACCUGGGAGACUUAAAGCAGUUCCUGAGAAUUUCCAAAAGCAAAGAUGAGAAGAUCAAAUCUCAGCCAAUCAGCACCAAGACCAAAGUUUCCAUCUGUGCCCAGGUGGCUCAUGGGAUGGAACAUCUGUCCAAUCACCGCUUCGUGCACAAAGACCUAGCUGCCCGAAACUGCCUGAUCAACAGUCAGCGGCGCGUGAAAGUGUCGUCACUCAGCCUCAGCAAGGACGUCUACAACAGCGAGUACUACCACUACAGGCAGGCAUGGAUCCCGCUGCGCUGGCUCCCAUCGGAGUCCGUGUUUGAGGACGACUUCUCCACCAAGUCUGACGUGUGGGCCUUCGGAGUGUUGAUGUGGGAAGUGUUCAGUCACGGGGAAAUGCCAUACACCAAACUCAGUGAUGACGAGGUGCUGGAAGGUCUGCAGUCAGGGAAGCUGAAGCUGCCCGUUCCAGAUGGAUGCCCCUCCAAAGUCUACAAGCUCAUGGUCCGCUGCUGGGCACCCAGCCUCAAAGAGCGCCCCUCCUUCAGUGACAUCGUCCACGCCCUUGGAGAGCUGCCCUCUGACAGCAAAGUCUGAGACGACCCACAUCAGAGGGGAACUUUAACCAACCCUUUCCCCACAAAAAUAUAAAGACAGGAAUGCUGGAUUAUUAGUCUCACACAUUUCAGGGAAGAGGGUUGAGGAGAAAACACUUUUUAAAAAAUAUGCAUUUCAAAAGGUGGGCGUGUGGAUAAGACUUCUUUGCUUUUAUCAGUGGAAACGCGCUCACAUUUGUGUGAACGGCUUCUCGUGAGCAGUGCCAGGAGUUUACUUUUUUGCCUUAACUGCAGCAUGGAUGAACCCUCCCCUCAAAUCCCUGCCUGUGGUUCCACUGUGACCCUGCCUGCCUGUCUGCGGCCGCUCUGUCCCAGAGACACUCUGUUUCACAGAGCCUCACGACCUCAGUGCCUCUACCCCUCCACACACACACUCACCCCACACCUCCAACUGCUUCGUUAGGGAUGUUAGAUAAAGUUUCCCAGGCUGAAAUCAAGAAAAGCCAUGAAGUUUAUGAUCACUGCUCUGUAACUUCCCAUGUGUUUUCUCAUAAAAAUGGAAAGCAGGAUAUAUUGUGACUUCAGUGGAACAUUGAAGCUCCUUAAUUAUUAGUCGGCUGAAUCUUGACUUACUCAAAUUUAUCACUACUCUUUCCACCAUGGAGCCAACACCUGUACGCUGUUACCAAUAACCAACAAGAUCCUCCAAGGUGUGUGUGUGUGUGAGUGUAUGUGCGUGCGCGCGCCACUGAACUGUUCCCACGCUACAGAGUACAUUCAAGGAGGACGUGGAAAGGGGUUUGCAUGAAGGUUUGUCUGGUCUGUUACGCUCGUCAUGUGCAACAUGAGGAGACUCAUGGAAAAAGUUAAUCCGUGUUAUGGAACAGCACAAAAAAAAAAGAUCAAUUUUAUAGCCAAGGAAUAUGUUGAGAUGAGACUGUGCCAGUGUGGGCUUUGUACGUUGUUUUUAUGAGUGUGUUCUGUUCUUGUAUUAACUUUUGAGGUGCUUAUUGGUCAGUACCUUUUAUACUACAAUAACAUGUUCAGUUAUCAUGUUGUCUAAAUUGCAGGGAUGCAGCCUAUCACUGUGUUUAUCCUGUAGUGUAAUUUCAUCCGAGGUCCAAUCACAGUUUCCCUCCCGGUCCAGAUGUUUUGUGCAAUGCUGCAAAGUGGACCAUCACACCAGGCAAUGUGUACAUAAUGUAGAAGCCAUGCACUAACUUCACUUAAAAGAAUAUCCCUCUUUAUCGCUAUCAUGUUGUGUAGAAGGACAUGCAGGUGCCUGUUUAUUUAUGAUGAAGGUCCUGUCUUUUUUUUUUUUUUAACUAUGUUUAUAAUAGAAAGGUACUUCUCUGAGGUAAUUAUGUUAUGUAUUCAAUCUCAUGAUCCACCGUAGUGUACAUUCAGGCUGGCGAAUCAGCUGGUAAUGCUAACACUAAGUACAAAGGAGGUCAAAAGAGUGACUGCUGGUCACCAGUACUCAUUUAAGUGCCUGGUAAAUGAAGGAUUAUCUAAAACGUUUCCCUCUUUUUUACAUUAUCUAAUCAAAUGCAAUGGCCUUUGUUUAUGACCUUGUUUUUUUAUACGUUUUUAGUGUAAUGGUUUGUUUCUAUGAAUGCUAGGCACUCACACCUAGACCUCUACUUUUUUUUCUUUUUAAAAAAAAAUCUGCUUCAGCAAAUGUUCACAGUAAUCACGGAUAUA